AUGUCUCGUCCACAAGUUACUGUUCACGCUCUAACCGGUGAAGCAACUUCUGCUGCUCUACCUCUACCAGCUGUCUUCUCUGCUCCAAUCCGUCCAGAUAUUGUUCACUCUGUUUUCAAGUCUGUCAACAAGAACAAGAGACAAGCUUACGCCGUCUCCGAAAUGGCUGGUCACCAAACCUCUGCUGAAUCCUGGGGUACUGGUCGUGCUGUUGCCCGUAUUCCAAGAGUUGGUGGUGGUGGUACCUCCAGAUCCGGUCAAGGUGCUUUCGGUAACAUGUGUCGUGGUGGUCGUAUGUUUGCUCCAACUAAGACCUGGAGAAGAUGGAACAUCAAGGUUAACCAAAACGAAAAGCGUUACGCUACCGCUUCCGCUAUCGCUGCCUCUGCCGUUGCUUCUCUUGUCCUAGCUAGAGGUCACAGAGUCGAAAAGAUUCCAGAAAUUCCAUUGGUUGUCUCCAAGGAUCUAGAAUCUAUUCAAAAGACCAAGGAUGCCAUUGCUGCUCUAAAGGCUGUCGGUGCUUCUUCUGAUCUACUAAAGGUUCUAAAGUCUAAGAAGCUAAGAGCUGGUAAGGGUAAGUACAGAUCCAGAAGAUGGACUCAAAGAAAGGGUCCAUUAGUUGUCUACGCUGAAGACAACGGUAUUGUCAAGGCUUUGAGAAACGUCCCAGGUGUUGAAACUGCUAACGUCACUGCUUUGAACCUACUACAAUUGGCUCCAGGUGCUCAUCUAGGUAGAUUCGUUAUCUGGACCGAAGGUGCUUUCGCUAAGCUAGACCAAGUCUGGGGUUCUGAAACCGUUGCCUCUUCCAAGGUCGGUUACUCUCUACCAUCUAACAUCAUCUCCACCUCCGAUGUUACCAGAAUCAUUAACUCUGCUGAAAUCCAAUCUGUUGUUAGACCAGCCGGUCAACCAACUCAAAAGCGUGCUCACGUUCAAAAGAAGAACCCAUUGAAGAACAAGCAAGUUCUACUAAGAAUGAACCCAUACGCCAAGGUUUUCGCUGCUGAAAAGCUAGGUUCCAAGAAGGCUGAAAAGUCUGCUUCUAAGCCAGCUGCUGUCUUCACUGAAACUUUGAAGCACGAUUAA
This is a messenger RNA of Maudiozyma saulgeensis, 1089 nucleotides long. The record is from the annotation of a GenBank genome assembly. NCBI's taxonomy places the organism in Eukaryota, Fungi, Ascomycota, Saccharomycetes, Saccharomycetales, Saccharomycetaceae.